Molecule: messenger RNA, 9490 nt
Organism: Entelurus aequoreus (snake pipefish)
Lineage: Eukaryota; Metazoa; Chordata; Actinopteri; Syngnathiformes; Syngnathidae
Gene: znf516
Product: zinc finger protein 516
Exons: 5
Coding region: 805-4131 (1108 amino acids)
Biological process (GO): regulation of DNA-templated transcription
Cellular component (GO): nucleus
Molecular function (GO): RNA polymerase II cis-regulatory region sequence-specific DNA binding; DNA-binding transcription factor activity, RNA polymerase II-specific
Source: RefSeq, a predicted model, not a curated record
AAGUAUUUGAUUGUGGCAUAAAGUGUGAAGUUUUCGUAGCGCCUAUGAAGGCAGCACUAACGAAACGACAGAGACAAGAGAAACCCACGGAGAGUGGAGUGAGAGAGGAACCUGUACUCUUCCACAGCAUAAGGAGAGAGGAAUCCUCAUCACAUUAUAAUCACUCGCUCAUUUUUUAUUUUUUUUUUACAAAGUGAGCUAGUAAUGGCCUCACUGGGAGACACAUUAUAAUAUAUCUUCGCUAGGUCUGGACUCUGUUUUUUUUUUUUUUUUUUUUUUUUAAAGGUGCACCUUUCUUUUUUCGGGUGUUGGAGCUCAACGGUAUUUCAACUGGUGGAUGAUCGAGAUGGCCCUAAAGCUGCUGAUACGUGUAGAAUGUGAAGAUGGUAGAGAGAGGCCAGUCAUAUGAAUGAAAAAGAGAAAGUGUGGGUUUAACGGUCUUGAUAUGGAGACGUCUUGAAACGAUACCUGGACAGAUUAUGAUUUCAUCAGAAACAACUUUGAAUAUAUAAUUCAUUUAGUUUGUUUGUUAAUGCAAACAUACCUGUCGUGGUACUAUGUUUUUUUAUUUUUCAUAGUACCACAAAUAUUGACAGUGAUAGAUGAAGAUGGCUGGAUGUCAUUGUUUUUUGUAGCAGUGCUAAAAGGGCUGCUGUGACAACAGCCUUAUCUCUUGAUGACUGCAAGUAGAUGACAUUUUAAUGAAAACAAAGGCCUUCUAGACAUGCCUAGAUGUGGUCGUGCAGAUAGCAGUUUAAGAUUUUAGUUAACAGUCGAGCUAUACAGGGUAGGUUCAGUCUGACGAUGAAUCCUAGUGUGGAGGUGAUGGACAUCCAAACAAGAAGUCAAAAGGAAAAAUUGACUCCAAUCAGAGCCAAUUCCAAAAAUGACCUGGAGAGUGAGGAUGACAAAAUCCCAGGGUCCUAUGACUGCAACAUUUGUGGACGCAGUUUCCCUUUCAUGAGCUCUCUGUCACAGCAUAUGAGACGCCAUACUGGUGCACGCCCUUAUAAAUGCCCCUACUGUGACCACAGGGCCUCUCAGAAGGGAAACCUCAAAGUUCACAUACGCAGCCACAAACUGGGCACGCUAUCUAGCCACCACUCCAAUGAUGACCAAGAGGGAGGAGCAGAGGAAGAAGAGAUGAGUGUUUCAGAGGGUUUUGAUGGAGGCACAAGUCCAACCAAAAGCACCUCAGCUUGUAACCGUAUGAUGAGUGGAGAUGGUGCUGAAGAUAGUCGCAGGAAAGUGCCUGUGAGGAGCUUGAAAAGAGAGAAAUCUGUAAGUGACCAGCAGCCUUACUGCUGUCGUCUUUGUGGCUAUGAGGCCCAGCGGGAGGACCAGCUCCUGAGUCACAUUGAAAAGGUCCACAUUACUGUCGACACAGAUGAGCAGACAAGUGUUAAGGAAGAAGCCGUGGUUGAACCCGAAGUUCUCCAGCCUCAGUGCGAUGGGACCUUUCCUUGUGAAACAUGUGGCCAGGUCUUCACUCAGGCCUGGUUCUUAAAGUCACAUAUGAAGAAACAUGCAGGAAUCUUGGACCAUUGCUGUCGCAUAUGUGGGAGACGAUUUCGUGAAGCUUGGUUUCUCAAGUCCCACAUGAAAACACACAACACAAGAUCACGAUCACGAGCAAAAUCAGAUUCAACUGAGCAUCCAGCCACCAUCAACGAUGUAGCACAAGAUCCUGAAAUUGUCAGCUCUGUUGCAUCUGUCUAUCAAAUGUGCUCGAAAUGUGGGAACUUGUUUGAUAGCCGAGAGAGCUUGAGAGUCCAUGAUAAAGUCCACAGUCUCAGCUAUGGAAAGAAAUUGCAGAGCCGAUCACGACCCAUCGAUGAUGAGGACGCCCCAGCAGCGAAAAAAUGUUUACUUGACUACUUAUGCCUUCAGCCGUUUAGAGAAAAUGCUGAGGAUGAUGUCAGUAAUAGGAUACUGGGUCAGAGAAUCCCUGAGCUUGAUCCAGUUUGCAGCUACCAAGCAUGGCAAUUAGCUACUAAAGGAAAGGUUGUGGAACCAGUAGAGUGCAACAAGACUUCCAGUGAUGGAGGAAGUAUUGGAGAAGAAGACCUUACUGCAGCUGCUGUAGUGUAUGAGAAGGAAAGAAGCAGUUAUGUCCUUCAAGGUCAGGAAAGACGCAGCUCAGUUCGCCGCAGCAGCUCUGUUUUGGGAAACCAUGUUUCAUCUGGAGAUCAGACACCAGAGAGCCUCAGUGAUUCUGAGUACCGACCUUCAUCUCGCCAGGAACGGAGACGACCAUCACAGGCUCAAGGUCCCGCCAAAUCCAAUGAGUGCUUCGAAUGUGGUAAGAAGUUUCGCAGUCGCCACAAGAUGAUUGUCCACCAGCGCGUCCAUAGAAAGGAUGGAGUCAGGACGUCCAUCGAAAACAAUGUGAGAACUGAGAAUAAAGACCAAUGGGGCUCAACCAGUGACCAAGAGUCCGGCUCCCCAAGCCGACCUUUCACCCCGGGGUAUGGAGACUCUCCACCAGCCUCCACUCUCAGAGACCAUGCAUCCGAAAUGGGAACCGCUAACUCAGGGGAACUUGCAGAUGAAAACCCUUACGUCUGUAGCCUGUGUGACUUUGUUACCACCGAGUCAGAAACGUACCUGGCUCAUGUGCGUGUCCAACAUCCAGCGUCCUCCGAAGAGAAAACCAGCCCCAUUCCCAGAGUCGCCCCCAAUGGUUAUCCCAAGUUGCAGAAAGCCCUUCUGCAGGGGCUGACAAUAGCAGAAUCCCCUCCAGCUCACCCUUCAACUUGCUCCUCUCCACUGGAUCCUGUGGAUCUCUGUGUCAGAGCUGGGGGUCACAGGGGCAGAACCCCCACAAACCUCGACAGGAAAAUCCUCCCAAACCACAAGUGUUCCUUCUGCUCCCAUUCAACUCUCUAUCCCGAGGUUCUGUGGAUGCACCAGACUAUUGCUCACCGCAUGACCAGUAGUAGUUCCAAUCUGGCACCGAAAUGGGCUCUGAAAAACAGCAACAAGGCGUCCAAAAACCGCUUGUUAGCCCCUGUAAGGCGUACUGGUCCCCCACCGGUCAUGGAGGGUAAGGAAUGCCCACCACUGCCGGCGCUAGCACGUGUCCAACGCACACGGCCCCCAAUGCAGAAAAGCGAGGUACGAAAAAAACAAAAAACAAGUUCUCAUUCAGGUACAACACAACCAUCAUCCUCUACCCCCUCGCCUUUGCCGUCGAGAGCCUCCACAUCCGCCUCAAGAUCUCAAGCUGGGAAAGUCCCUCAGAAUCAACCUCCUUGCAUCAGACACAAAGUGACUAGCUCCUCUGGAGGAAACUCACAAUCAUCCUUCAUCUCUGCAGAGAAGAGCCCCAGCACCAUUUCACGACCACCAGCCCCAUACCCCAAUUCUUCCACAGCUUCCAGGAGGGCAGACCAUUACGCGAUGCCCCAGGAGGGACUGGGCUUCAUGCUUUCUAACAAGUAUAAUGGUCAAGCAGAGUACAACCGAGCUGGAGGCUCCUCUCAUCGGCCGCUCGCGAACUACCACAACGAGCAGCGUGCUAUUGCUACAAGGCCUAGUACCAUCACUCAUAGCUCCACGAUGGGACACAACUAUGGAGCCUCACAGGCACAUGGCAGCAUGCUGCAGACUUAUUUAGGUUCAUCCUCCUUUCCCUCAAAACCUAAUGAAAAUGUGAAGCAGGAGCCAUUGACAGAGAUUCAAGAAAUGCCAAACGACAUCCUCAGCUUCCUCAAAAACUACAGCCCCCAUGAUCUCGCUGCGCUUUACCACCGCUGGGGGGCCACUAAUGCACUUUUGGAUCCUACUGGGAUGCUGAGGUCUCUCAUGCAGCAGGGACAACAUUUCUGCCACGAGUGCGGGAAGAGUUUCAGUCAACCCAGCCACCUGCGCACACAUAUGAGGUCCCAUACAGGGGAGAGGCCUUUCUGCUGCCAGCUCUGCCCAUACAGAGCAUCUCAGAAAGGGAACCUGAAGACACAUGUCCAGAGUGUCCACCACUUGCCUUUUGACAACAACCAGUACCCAGACUCAAGGACCUUGUUAUCAAGCCCCGAGGAGCGAGGAGCUUGUCAGACCACCACCGACGUCACAGGAGCAGCAAUAAGUCCUCACAUACAAUCCAGGCCAGUCAGGGACUCACACAUCUGACUACACCAUCAUUACUUUAAAAAUAUGAGGACUCGAGGAAAUUUGCAGUUUUCGGGUGACAAUUUUAAAUAUGUUCUUGCUUCGCCUUCCUUUUACCAUCCUUUAAUGAGGGGUUUUCUAUAUUUUUUGUAGUUUGAAGGAGCUGUUUUAGAAUAAAUACAUAGAAAAGGCUGCUCUACAAUACAGUACAACAAGUACAGUACAGUCCUGUACAAGUUAGGGUUUGCACCCAUUUAUGUCUUAACGUGCAGUAAAAUGAAGUUUGCCAGCUCAACAAAUAAUAUGGGAAAAUGAAGACUGUGUUUAAUCUAUAUGUUUUUUUUCUAGGGUCCAUGACAAAACCCAUACUGUCCUAAUGGUAGUCCCAACAGAUAAAGAGUCCUACGGCUACUACUCGAGCAGCCGCAAACAUGCUUAAAAACGACUAGUGAUUAUUUGAUUAUCAAUGUAGUGGCCGAUAAAUGUUCUCUGGAUUGUAUAAUUGAUUAAUCGACUAAUCAUAGCAGCUAUAAAGAGUUUGUCUUCAGGGCUGGAAGCCAUUAAAAUGUCUGCGUGUGUGUGUGUGUGUGUGUGUGUGUGUGUGUGUGUGUGUGUGUGUGUGUGUGUGUGUGUGUGUGUGUGUGUGUGUGUCAGCAUGCACGAAUGUGUUAAAGUCACUGGGCUCCACUCUUUAAGUGCGGUCUUAGGAGUGACCACUCUGAGGGGGAAUGAUUAGAGGCAGGGAGGUGAGAUUAGUGAGAGAGAGAAAGAUGUGUCUGCACUAAUGCUCAUUAAAAAGAGUUGCGUUUUAAUAGCCAUUAUAAAUGAGUGUACCGUUUUUAUGGUCAUACAAUUAUUGUCAAUUGAAGAGGAAGGGGCUGAGUGCCGGCAGUUUCCAUCUAUAUAACUCCUUUAUAUUACUGAGCCUUUCCCACACUGACACUUUGACUUUGAUUUACGCUGCAAACCUGCAGUAGGAGCGGCACGAAGUCUCAGAUAGAAAUUGCACAAAUUACAGUCCGGCUUGUGCACUUUUGGUGGCAAAUAUAAUUCUGUUAAUGUGCUAAAUGACACUAAGAUGGCAAAAAGCACAGAGAUGUUCAAUAGUCAGAUUCAUUUUAGACUUCCCUUUUUACUCGAAAAAAAUGACAUAGAUUCACUGCAACCCCUUUUAAGAUUUAUGUACCAGACACAUUUUAGUUUCUUGGUUACUGUCUUAAAGGGGUACUGCAGUUUUUUAAAAUGUUUGCCUAUCUUUCACAAUCUUUACGUGAGACAAGAAAACAUAUGUCUUCCUUUUUUCAUCCAUUCUAACUAGUAAAUAAAUGUGAUCAUGAGAGCCAACAAACACAACAAAACAUCACCUACUGUACAAUGAUUUCUCUCACUGGGAUGCCGACUAAUGGGAUGCUCAUAUAUUCCUGUUUAGAUGAAGAAUGACUCAUAAUCCUCACAAAGAAAAAAGUGGGGUGCAACUAAGCGUCUUUUCAUGUUUUUCUCACCAUUUCUGGGUCUAAGUUGGAUGCCAAAGUUGAACAACUUUCCGGAUUAUGUCCUCAUCCGUCUACUACCAAAGUGAGAGACAUUAUUUAUGAUCUACAAGAAACUUUCACAAGUUCCGAGACGAGAAAGCAGCUCACCAGCUGACGAUGUAUGUCUGUGUUAGUGCUUAUAAUAAUAUCACUAACACUUGGUUAGUAUUCCGGUCAUUGCUGGCGGUUUUUGGAUGGUUAUUUAGAAGGCGUUAUGGGCGAAAUAGACUCCAUUGUCAGUGGACUUUUGUAUACAUCUGUCUUCUUGUCUCUCAUAAUGAUCAUGAACGAUAGGCAACAUUUUAAAAAGAAAAGUGCAGUUCUCCUUUAAUGUGGUCAACUACUUGAUCAGCGUGCACAGCACAUUAGCAUUGGACUCUGCAACUGAUCACCACAACUGAAUACAACUCAAUACCCAGAAUAAAGUGGUUGUCGUUAUUGAAUGAUUUGUAUCUUAGGAUGCCUAGAGUUCUAAGAAAGAGUGCAGCCUGCGGUCAAAAAGUCAGGCCUGCAUGCCUUGUUGGUCCCAUAGCGGGACAUUUAACAAUGCAGCCUCAGGACUUUCCUCGACAAUACAACCUAGUAUUUUCACACCCAUUCUAUCCUUCAGCCAUGCCGCUAAAUAAUGACCUCAUAGCUGUUUUAGAGCACAUGUGUGCAUGUGGUUUUUUUCAACCUGGAAAUACGGUGGUACCUCAACUUACAAGUAUUUUGAGAGCUGUCUCCUGCCUUUAAGUUGCUAGCAUUCCUGGCGCUGGUUGUAUUUGUCCACAACCAGAGAGCGACACAAUCCUGCCCUCCAACCACCAGAACUGAAAAAGGGAGUGAAAAGGAAAGACACUCAUCAAAUCAGAAAAACAAAUCAAUUAAAAACUUGGGAUGUACGAUAUCAUCACAGUUUAAAGGCCACGGUACGGUAUUAUUGCGGUAUCUUCCAAAAAAAAGAAGAAUUGGUAAUAAUGCCAUCGUGUGUAAAAUGAAAUGGCAAGAUUGUUAACGAUAAACACACUUACUGUAAUUGAACACAAACAUAAUGCUCAAAUUAUCUAAUCAUAUUUUUUACUAUAAACGAGUAUUUUGAAGUGCAAAUAAUAGUGCUGUAACAUCCAGUGUUUCAAGUAACAAGCAAAUAUAAAAAUAUAGUUUGGUGUUUUUAAACUGACCGUGUAAACAUCCAGUGUAACAAGUGUAAAACAAAAAUGUUCACCUUUAACUUACUGAGACCCCGAGAAUGCUGACAAUUUCACUUUAAUACCUCACAAAUUGAGGUGAUGGUUAAUCAAGUGGCUUCUCAUAUUUCUAAUAGUACCCGACUUAUGUCUGCCAACUUUUUGUUGCAUGUCCGCGCUCCCACACGAAAUCACUCCAUGUCUAUUCUCAUUCGUCAGAUUGAAGAGAGACAUGUUUCCUCCUUGAUCUGCGGUCCCUUCCAAGGUUUCUCAUUGUCAUCCCAUUGGGUUGAGUUUUUCCUUGCCCUGAUGUGGGAUCUGAGCCGAGCAUGUCGUUGUGGCGUGUGCAGCCCUUUGAGACACUUGUGAUUUAGGGCUAUAGAAGUCAAGUUUGAUUGGUUGAUUGAUACCGUGUAGCAGACUCGGCGAGAAAGCCUGACCGCAGCACCGCCAGUCCGCACCAUUCCGAAAGUAAAAGUCAGCCUGCACAUUUAUCGAGACAUUUAUCCAUGAGAAUAUCGAGAAGCUGCUGAAUAGUGUACACAACCCGCUUCAGUUCGUGUUCAAUUCAAACCGGACAAUCAAGCAGUAGCUUGGGGCGGUAUAGCUCGGUUGGUAGAGUGGCCGUGCCAGCAACUUGAGGGUUCCAGGUUCGAUCCCCGCUUCCGCCAUCCUAGUCACUGCCGUUGUGUCCUUGGGCAAGACACUUUACCCACCUGCUCCCAGUGCCACCCACACUGGUUUAAAUGUAACUUAGAUAUUGGGUUUCACUAUGUAAAAAGUGCUUUGAGUCACUAGAGAAAAGCGCUGUAUAAAUAUAAUUCACUUCACUUCACUUCACUUUGCUCACUGGGUCACGUCGGUUGCUUUCAUCUCUGACCUCUCCAGUCCGACAUGCAAAGACGUCCGUGUGCAACAUAAACAACAAUAACAAUUACUAUAUUUACAUGACGGAGAAGAAGCCUGAAUGACACGCCACAUUCGUCCGGUCCCCAAGUAAAUACUGUACAAUAUUAUUAUUUAUUAUUAAUUCAUAAAACUACUGUGCUACUUUCGAUUGUAAUGUAAUGUGUUUUUCUUUUUCAGAAUCAGAAUCAGAUUUAUUUGGCCAAGUAUACUUGCAUAUACAAGGAAUUUGUCUUCGGUAGUAUUUAGCUCUCUAAACAUACAACAAAUAGACAAUUAUACAUUCACUGAGCAAGCAAAUACUUUUAAAAGGCAUGUUACAUAAAAAAAUGGUGGUAUUGUGAGAGGGUCAAGUACGGAUGAAAUACAUUUAGGUUCAUUUCAAUGGGAGACAUUGAUUUGAGAUACGAGCAUUUUGAGUCAUAGAACCAAUCUAGCUCGUAAAUUGAGGUACCACUGUACUUAAUCAUUGGAAAAAAUUGUAAUUAGGAAAGGAUUACUAACAUCCACUCUGCAGCCUUUCUUCAACAUGUGUGCUAGCCGGCAUCAUUUGCGUGUUAACUUGAAGAAGAUGGCUGGGCUAUAUGAGGAGUUUUUUUUGUCUCUUUUACUUGGGUUUGUUUCCUCAACAACCCCAAAUUGAGUAAGCCAUGCAUCAACGCUUUGUGGGGAAGAAGAACAAAUUGUCAGGGAAUUUAAAUGUUUUUGCACGGGUGGACGAUGCAAAACUGUUAACAGAGAAUGAGACUAUUAAGUCUGUUUUGAAACCUCAGUAGUUUUUAACGACCAAACAAUGGAUGUAAUACCAGCUUGUCGUUGAGAUAUGCAUACAAUAUUGUGUGCUUCAAUAUGCCUAAUGAUACACAAAUGUGUGUAUUGAAGUUGUGCAUUGGUGAAAAUACUUGAAAAUGGAUAUUCUAGCCUUGUAGUGUAGAGUAGUACUAAUACCCACGUUGUACAGAAUUCCCUUUAAGAUGAAUAAUAACCUCCUCGGUUAGGAAUUUGUACUCCGAAGUGUGACUUGGAAAAAAGUGUGCAGGCGGAGUGAGUGUAAUAUAAACGAUGUACGUGUAAUCCAAUCCUACCAAACCCUUUAUAUACAGCGGUAGAAACCAAAUGGCAUUUUUAGUGCACUUAGAAUAGGUUACUGCGUUUAACUUUGGGUUCAGUUCUAGCCAAGGUUACGUUGAGAACGUUUCUUUAACAGUGCCAGCUUAAUGUAAAUCUGGAAGCGUUUUGCAUAGAUUUUAAUGACAGUUUAGUUAUGUUUCCUGAGGGAAAGUUUGACAAGUGCUUAUUGUUCAUGAAGAUGUAAGAGCUUGUUUUUAGUCUCUAUUUGCUAAAUUGUAGGAUUUGUGUCAUUAACUCGCCCUGUCUGGCCUCCCACUGGGACUGUUUUUUUUUCUUCUUUUGGGGGUUUAUCACUUAUUUUAAGUUGUAUUUUUUUCUGUCUGUGAGCUUUUUAUUUGUAAUCAACUUCAUGAUUAAAUGUACCUUAGACGACCUUAUUAUUCCAAGUGUUUUGGUUGGAAUCUGUAUUUAUUAUCACUUCAAAAAGGACACAAGGACAGAGGCAGGACGGUUGUUUGGUAGUUUUGAUUUUUCUGGGUUACUAUUUUUUUUUUUUUUACUGUGUCGUUUUAAAGCCAGCAAGCUGAAGUGAAAGCUCUACCUCGUCUGAGCCAUUCUCAGUUCUGUUACACUUUUGUAAAUCAUUUCAAAAACAUGUUAUGUCAUGUCCACAAUAAAGACACACAAAAUGGCAAGGUUUGG